AUGUCAUCACAAAACACAAUGGAAACCAUGAUAACAGCUGAGAGCACGCCAAAGGUAGAUUCUGUUUAUCGUGAUGAAUCACUAAUAAAAGAUACUUCGAUUACUACUACGGAUACCAAUUUAACCCUGAGCUCUACUCCACCUUCAUCUUCCAGUUUGUCAGAGGAGAAUGAAAAAAUGAAAGCCGAAAAUGAUCUCACUGGUUCAGAACUGCAAGCUACUAACAGCGUAAGAUCAGCUGCUAAUACAGUAACCGAAAUCAAUACGAAUGACGAAUCAAAGGAAACACUCAAUUCACCAAUUGACUCCUCUGAUAACAGUGAUAUGGAGUGCAAGGACAUAGCAAGAAAAUUAUUCAAUGAAGAGUUUGUGUCCAUAAGACCGGAGGAAUAUACACAGUUAUUAGCAUCAAAUGAUGAAGAAAGCAGUAGCAUUAGAAACUACUAUAUGGAUAUGUUUAAAUGGGACCGUAAUUUGCUAAAAUCAAUAAGAAUUCUAUGUUCAAAAUUAUAUUUAAAAGGUGAAUCUCAAGAAAUUGAUCGAAUCCUAUCUGCGUUUUCUCAAUCUUAUAUCAAACAACAUCCCAAUGCUUUUUUUACCAAGAAACAUGAGGAGAUUUAUAUCAUUAUUUAUAGUUUGAUUUUGUUAAACACAGCUUUGCACAAUUCUGAAGUUAGCAAAAAGAAUAGGAUAUCUCAACCGGAUUACAUUAGAAAUACCUUCACUACUUUCAGUAAGCACAAUCCUAAAAGUCAGAAAAAGUUGUCCAUUAAGGAAAAAGUUUUAAUUGAGAGAGAACUUGGCUCUUAUUAUGAUGAUUUAGCAAAAACUGAGCUUCAUUUGAAACAAUCGGAUGAAAAUACAAGGCUGAAUCGCUAUUCCAAAGACUACACAAAUGAUAUAGCUGAAUGGGAUAGUCAUUCAACUGCAGAUCCUGUUGCAAAUUCUCAUGAAUUGACGAAGCAGCCUUCAAAUUCCUCCAUAUGGUCAGAUGCAAAUAAUCGCAGGUUUUCUUUACAAAUAAGACGAGUACCAUCAGGAGCAUCUGGUGUUGCACUGUUCACAUCAGUUAGCGGAAGUAAUUCCAGAAACAGAGUCGGUUUCACUAGGGCUUUAGCUUCAGAUCAAAAUCUGGCAAGGCUCUUUAAAAACCCGAAUUACUCUCGCGUUUCUAGUGUAGCGGCUCCAGAUUUUACAAUUAAAAAUCGUCAAUCAUUGGAUCAUCUACGUGGUGCUCCGAAUAGAUCAAAUUUGAGUGGAUCUCUCAACAAGAGAGCAUCGAGAGCUUCUAUCAUAUCAAAGGAUUCAACAUCAUCUACCGCAAACACAGAGGCAUUUUCCAUCUUAUCUAUGGACACCAAUAAUAUAGAAGGAAUAGAUUUUGAUGACUCUUAUGAUACAAGACAACAGUUGGAAGAUUUCAAUGUUGAUGACUAUCAAGAUCACUAUGAUUUGACUUUAGAACUUCUGGGGUCUCCUUAUUUGAAGGAAGGACUUUUAAAAUUGAAAAUAUUGCACAACGAUCAGCAAGAUAAUAUUGCCAAUGGAGAGACAACAUCUUCUUCUGCCUCUGUCGCUUCGACACAAACGAAUAGAGGGGCCAGUAGAUUCUUUUCAUUUUUCCUGAGAUCUUCAGUUAAGGAAAGCAAUCCUGCCAUAAGUAUGUCAACGGCGGUACCAAGUUCAAUCUUGAAUAAGUUCAUCGAGAAUUUUGUUGUUGUUUCAAAAGGCGAAUUAUCACUAUAUUCAUUUGACCCAAAAAUUGUCAAGAAACAUAAGCAAAAGACCAAAAAGUUUAGGCAAAAACAAUUGUCUGUUUUGGGCGACAUAAGUGAUGAAGAAGAAGACGCGGUGGGAGAUGGUAACUGGUUGAAAAAUGCUGCCAACGUAGGAAAUUACAAUUUGUGCUCAACAUUUGCGCAAAUGGAGAGCCUGAUUGGGCAUUCGUCAAAUAAGAAAGCCAUUCUUUGGUCGUUAACAUUUCCAAAGACGUCAAAAAAAGCUGCAAAAAAAUUCAUAUUCGAAGCGGGAACGAAAGAAAUUGCGUUAGAAUUUGUAAAUACAUGCAAUUUCUGGGCCUCCAAAAUCACAGCGAUUCCAGCAUCCGAAGAAAGUGUAUCAUCUAUUGAAUAUGGGUGGACAAAUCUAGAAGGUUUAAUAGCCAAUAAAUCUCAAUUCAAGAAAUUGAAACAUAUUGGUAAGUGGGAACCUAUUUCUAGAGGUAUUUACUUGAGUAAUUUUGUAACAGGUGAAAGUCAGGGAGGAUACUCAAAUCAUGCUGGUAUGAUGAAGCAGUUUGUCAAAACUAUGAAAUACUACCAUCACUUGAAAAAAUCGUAUCACGAAUUUACUCUUUUGAGAACGAAGUUCGUUAGAUCAUUUCCUUUGAAGGAUUAUAAUUGUUCGAAUUUAUCUAGGGUUCUUAACAAUUAUGAGUUGAAGAUGACAGAAUAUAAAGAAGAAUUAAAUAAGUAUAAAAAUUAUCUAAUCAUUUUAGGUUUUGCUUUGCAACUAAGAUUCGAUUUGGAGCAACAAGACAAGGAAUCGCAAGUCACAAGUAUUGAUGAAGAUGAAACUUUAGAGCCCGAAUUGGAAGAUUAUAGCGAUGAGUUGACAAAAUUAGUAAAGUCAGAAAUUAGAAAUCUCUUCAUCAAUAUGAAAGACGUUGGGAAUGUCAUUCCAACUUUCCAAUCGUCUCGUUCUAUUCAAAACUUAACAGAGCUAGCUCGUCAGCAAGUUCCAAAUGAUACUUCGAGUUCUGCCUUUCCUUUAGUCAAGUCUCCAAAAACUUUUACUUUGUCAAACUACAAAGAUACAGAGAGCCCUAUCAAUCAGCUCUUACAGUCGUCUGCGCCGGCAGCUGAUGGCCAAAAAGACCUUUCACAUAGCUACAGUACCAACACCAUUAAAGAGGAGGAUGAACCAGACGACCAAGAACAGCCCAAAAAAACUAAUAUCAAUACCGACUAA
Molecule: messenger RNA, 2970 nt
Organism: Priceomyces carsonii
Lineage: Eukaryota; Fungi; Ascomycota; Pichiomycetes; Serinales; Debaryomycetaceae
Product: Arf family guanine nucleotide exchange factor
Exons: 1
Coding region: 1-2970 (989 amino acids)
Biological process (GO): regulation of ARF protein signal transduction
Molecular function (GO): guanyl-nucleotide exchange factor activity
Source: RefSeq, a predicted model, not a curated record